This is a messenger RNA of Mytilus californianus (California mussel), 1575 nucleotides long. RefSeq lists its product as uncharacterized. The transcript has 3 exons. The record is from RefSeq and is a predicted model, not a curated record. Bases 68 to 1537 code for a protein of 489 amino acids. Lineage: Eukaryota; Metazoa; Mollusca; Bivalvia; Mytilida; Mytilidae.
CGCAUAUCAUGGUGACGUACAGGGAAUUUACAGGUAAAUGUGUACCUAAACAAACUUUUUAAAUACAAUGGCUGAUAGCAAGUCGACCACGUGUAAUUUUUCCAAGAUCUGUGGCCAAAAUGUCAAGGUUAAAGCAGACACUGCUGAAUGGAAACUUUCAUACUCUGGAGGAAGAUUAUUCACAUCUCAACCGAUCAUAGCCGGAAAAACAAUUAUUUUCAACCUCUUCGGCAGUGGACAUGUAGAAUUUGGCCUCUUUUGUGCAGAUCCCGAUCAACUUAUAAAUGUUUCUACCAUUGAAAACCGAAAUGAAUUCAAGUAUUUGCAGACCACCCGAGUACACAAAAUUGGUGGGAAAAUACACGUGAUCUGCUCAGAAGACGGCUCAAAAGUAACAUUCAGACGAGACAGUCAAGAAUGUUGUUCUAACAUAGAUGCUGAGAAACAGACGUGGAUUACAGCCAAUCUUUUGUUCGGAAACAUAACCGCUCAAAUAGAAAACUUAUAUAUGAGUUUCCACCGGGUAAAAGGAGAAAAUAUUAACUUAACAGACAACAAAUCUAAAGCCAAUUUAAAGACAGUCAACCCAUCAGCAGUCUGUUAUAUUCCACACCGACUUCAUACCAACGACCAAAUACAAUUACAUCUAACUCCAGUCAAAUUUGAUGACCGUCCACCUAGUGUAUAUUUUGUCAAAAUGGCGGUCAGUGAUUAUGACCCAGAAAUAUUCAUGAAAAAUUUGAAACCUAUCCACUGUUUGGAAGACCUUCCGGUCAAUAUUAUACCUGCAGAUGUUUGUUCUUCAGAAGGGGAUAUAAAUGUGAAAAUAUGUGACAAUAAAGUGAUUAUGAAACAAAGUAAUUUACCAGAAGUUGUUGCAAACACAGGAAUCGAUUUAACACAAGGCUUCUAUUGUUUGUUCGAGCUUUAUCGAGUAAAACUGUCGUGUCUUAGAAAUGGACCAGCUUUAGAGUCAAACAUUUCUUCACAAAUUAUGUCCAGUUCUAAUCUAAAUGGACUUUCACCUAGUAAUAUAACUGACGGAUUGGACCAAGAAGACAGUCAUGGGGUAAUAGGAACAAAAUCCGAAAGCGAGAAAGAGAAAUUUGAUCAAAUAUUUGAUAUAAUCGAAGUACUGGAAAGAGAACACUAUGAUAAGUUAGAGAUAAGAGAAGACUUUGAAUGCGUAAAAUGCAGAUUAACUGAAAUCAAAAAUAAAUUGACUUCACCGUCAAUAAUCCAUACUCAGAUUCCGGAAAGUGAAAUAGCGAUGAAAAUUAGAGAAAACUAUUCACGACUUUUGAUUUGUAUUGAUCCUUUGCCAUUGUCUGAUCAUCUUUUUCAGGAGAAUAUGAUAUCUUUUGAUAACCACCAGCACGUCCGAAACAAAUGGCAAGUAGACCCAACAAAUGCAAAACGAGACCUACUGGCAAUGUUGAUGGUCCGUAAAUUGGAAAAGCAAGUGCUAAGAAAAGUGUUGUCAAAUUGCAAACUGGAACAUGUUUAUGAUAUUCUUUUUCCAGAAGAUGCAAUGUAACACCAAUGUUUGUUGUAUAAAUGAGUUUUAUUACGACA